Effrenium voratum is the source of this 806-nucleotide messenger RNA. The record is from the annotation of a GenBank genome assembly. NCBI's taxonomy places the organism in Eukaryota, Dinophyceae, Suessiales, Symbiodiniaceae.
AGCUUCUCUCAGAGCGACUCAGUCCACUCGCGACUCGACUCUCGGCUCUCGCAGUGAUGGGCGCUGGCGGCUCAGUGGACGCUGUGAAGAAGGCCUCCCCUGAGGAGCUGAAGCAGGCGGCUGCCAACCUGUCCGACGCGGAGAGGCAGAAGCUGUGCGAGGCUCUCGCAAAGGCGCAGCCGGAGAAGUCCUCCUUGGUCAGCAGCGCCGCCGUGGCUGACGCCCCCCCGAGCGAGGAGAAGUCGCCUUUGGCGGUGUUCACGUCAGGGGUGGAGACGGUGGAGAAGUUUCUGGAGAACGGGGAGGCCUUCGUCCGCAUGUUCGGCGAGCUGGACGCAGACGAGAGCGGGAAGGUGAAGAUCUCGGAGAUGGGGUACAUGGCGGACAUGAUGGUCCGCGCAUGCGACAGCCUGGAGAGCAAGGACGACAUCCUCAAGCAAUUCGACAAGAAUGGGGAUGGAGCUCUGAGCAAGGACGAGUGGAAAGACUUGGUCUCUGAGUGGUGCAAGGCCAAUCAGAAGAAGAUGGCGCAGGUGAUCCUCGCGCGGGGCGCGGAUGCGGUGGGCUCGGACCCCGCGUGGCCGGAGCUCAAGGCGCGCCUGGAGAAGUUCGCCUGACUCGGACUCGGAGUGCAGGCGCCUGAGGUUGGCGAUUUUGAAGCCCACCACGAAAACCGUUGCUGCAUCGCCGGCUAGAGCCGGGGGUGUAUGCGCAUCAACGGCUUUGAUGGCGCUGUUUUGAUCCGACCAGCUCUGCCCUUUUUCCGCCCUCCGUUUUGAGCCGCGAGUGCGCAGUAGGAGGGGUGG